UUUAGCAGACAAGCUCAGCCGAUCAGUUUGUUCUUCGAUUGUUGUCGCUGUUUAUAUUGUUAGUUCAUUCUCAACACUCAUAUUUUCCUGCCAAUUUUACGAUUAAAUAUAUAUAAACGAAAAAGCGUGUAUAUGUACAAAGGCUGGUAAAUUACAAACUGAACUCGGUGGACUGCGUGUGAACUGCUACAUCUAUUCUUGCCGCAACAAAGGCGUAAGAAAGGCAUCGCCAUUCAUCGGUGCGGUAAUCACCAUGGUCCCCGAAAGUUUGGGGCUCGCAGGUGCUGAAGUUGUGCUGGACUUCUUCUGCCAGAGCAUUUGUUUCUCAGGAUUCAUCUUCGUCAUAUCAUACUGCACAUUUUGGUGGUUUCUACCAUCACAUGUCAUCGUGGUACUCUCAGUCUUAUCUGUGAUAAGUGGAGUGGCAUGUCUGCUGUAUUUCAGGAAAAGGCGACCGGCUGAUUCGCAUCUGGAACGGUUUAUGAAGCCGUCUGCAUCCAGCAAUGGUGUGAUAGCUCACCGAGGAGGAGCGGCUGAUGCACCAGAAAAUACUCUCCUUGCUAUUCAAGAGGCAAAGAAGAAUGGUGCUGAUGGAGUUGAAGUUGAUGUUGAGAUCACCAAAGACGGAGUAGCCAUCUUGAUGCACGAUGCUACCAUUGAUAGAACAACUGAUGGGACUGGUUUCAUCGGUCAGAUGAUGUGGGAUGAAGUCAGUCAGCUCAAUGCAGCAGCGAAAUUCUCCUCCAGUUCUCGAUCCAAGAUAUCUUACGAAGCUGUCCCUACUCUGGAUGAGGUGGUCCAGGAAUGCUUGAAUCUCAAACUGAGGAUCUUCUUUGAUGUUAAGGCAUAUUCCAAGCAAAUGGUGGACGAGCUGAUCAAGCUUUAUCAGAAGUACCCUGGCCUGUAUGAUAACGGCAUGAUCUGCUCCUUCUUCCCAACUACAAUAUAUAGGGUGAGACAACUGGACAGUGAGAUUUUAACCGCACUGACCACUGAGCCCUACUUCAUAUCUGGCCAGGUCAUGAAGAGAUGGACCGGACCACCCACCUGGUGGAAGCUACUGCCCUUUGCGAUCAUUGACAAGAUCUUGGAGUGGAGUUUGCACAACUGGUUGUGGAUCCUGUGUGGAAACUCUGCUAUGCUGCUUCAGAAGGACACAAUUUCACUGAAUGUUAUCCGGUACUGGUCAGCACGUGGUCUCACAGUAAUACCUUGGACUGUCAACAAGAAGACGGAUAAGGAGUUCCUUGCCUCACUGGAUUGCCACUACAUUACAGACUGCAUCAAAUAGGCAAUCAUUUCUAUAAUGCAUUCGAAGUACAGGUUACUUUCAGCUGAAACCGCAAAAGACCUUUUUACUGUGAUAACUUGAAAAGAAUUGAAGCAAUUCAAACCAAACUUGAAUAAAGAAUGGAUGAACAUGCAAUGAUUAACUGAUCAAAUUUUGGGAGUAAGAGGUCAAAGGUCACAUUGUCAUAAACAUGUCAAUUAAGUGUUUAAAAAUACUAGACAAUGUUUUCUUACAUCAAUAACUUGAAUUGCAUUGAGCAAUAUAGAGCAUUUAUUUGGGGCAAUUCCUUGCAACGUAUUCCAUACAACAUAUGACAUAUAUUCAUAUAUCUUCAUCCAUGAAUCACAAAAUCUCUUGAUUGACUAUGACUAAUGGUAGUGAUCUGAGAAAGCAUCAUAAGUCAAUGGUUAUGUCAAGAUAUUUUUCCUUCCGGAUGAUAUAUGAGGAGGAAAACGACUUACCUAUGUCCUAUGGGAAAUAUUUCACAUAAUUACCCAUUUGAUGUAUAAAAAGUAUAUCUUGUGUGUUACAUUCUGCAGCCAAAAAAUGUUCUGGUGAUGCAAGUGAGAUUGGAUGUAUUCCAUUUUGAAGUUGGAAAUUCGAUCUUACCAUAGAAAUCUGGAGACUUUUGUUCACACGUGAUGCAGUACACAAGAAGAAAAAAACGUUGAGGCAAAAUGUAUGAUUAAUUUUAGGUGGGGGGGGGGGGGGGCAGACAGUAUGCGUGCAAUGAGUAAAGGACCAAAGGGUAGUCACUGAUCAGAAUAUUUAUAAAUGAUGCAGAAAUAUAUAAUAUAUAAGACACACACUAUACUGGAGCCAUUUUAUGUGGACAUGGCCGUUUUGUACCACUUUAGAUAUGAACAAUGUAGGCACCACAGAGUUUUAGACAAGUUUCAUACGUAUCUUGCCAUGUUAGGCUGUUCAAUUUUCAUCAUUAAUACAAGUUCUAUUGUCACUAAAUACAUGUCGAUAUCAAGAGUAAUAUAAUGCAAUUCCUAUUGUUACAUUGACUCCAAAUAAUCUUCAGUGCUUCCCUUAGACUUUUCGCUUGACUUGUUAGGAUAAUUUUCAUAUUGAAAGAACAAAUUUUGUCCAGAACUAUGAAUAUAUUUGUCCUUGUGAGUAACAAAGAAUUUUGUUUGUACAUCCAAAUCGUAUUCUUCUUUUAUAUAGAGGGAAAGUCGAUCUGUGUGUGUAAAACAAAGAAUCAUACUUAUAUAUACAUACAUAUGUACAUAUAUGUUAAUCUUUUGCCAGUACUGACUGGUUAUAUAUUGGUAAAGGUAUAUAAGAAUAAUUUAUUAAUUUAUGCUAUCCAUGUAAAGUACUUGGAGAGAAAAUAUCAAAUGUGGAAUUGUCUGUUUGUUGGAUUUAUUAUUCUCUAACUGGUACAUGUAUGUACACUUAAAGAUUCCAUGCUUGAAUAUAUGGCAAUAAUAUAUUUUGUAUGAUAUUUUAACAUGAACCUCACAAAGUAAUUGUACUUUUUUUUUUUACCUCUUACCAUAAGCGUGUACAGAGAGCAAAAGGUAUGAUUGUUGGUGAUAAAGCCUGGUGAGUUAAAAGUGUAGUGUAAUCUGAUUGACAUUUUGAGGUAUAUUUAGCUAAUGAAAGGUAGUAGAGGUAUUUACUAGCUCUUAUCGAAUGUAAUAUUUUGUUAACUGUUAUGUUUUACUGAUUAAUUUUUGUACUCUAUUGAUUCUCCACUGUUUGCCUUCUAUUCCUUUUUAAGGGUUGAAUAUGUGUGUCUUUUCAAUUUGGAUUGAUACGGUGGAACCUCAUUUUAAAGAGCUUUGAUGUAUCUGUUCUAACAAGGUGAUUUUGCUGGUCCCAGCUCUUUAUAUUCUUUUGCUUUUUACCCUGAUAUAACAAGGUAAUUUCCUUGGUCCCAAGGACCUCGUUAUAACAAGUUUCCACUGUAGUUUAAAUAUGCCCUUCAACCCAUGUCUACAUGUAAGUUACUUUCUGUCGUUAUAAAAUAUUGAAUGUAGAUCUCGUUGAAACUUUCUUUUUCUCUCUCAUUUUGUCAUCGCACUAUCUCUCUCUCUCACUCUUCCAUCGCCCUCUC
Strongylocentrotus purpuratus (purple sea urchin) is the source of this 3362-nucleotide messenger RNA. Its product is annotated as glycerophosphodiester phosphodiesterase 1. NCBI's taxonomy places the organism in Eukaryota, Metazoa, Echinodermata, Echinoidea, Camarodonta, Strongylocentrotidae. Gene Ontology annotation, molecular function: phosphoric diester hydrolase activity. The record is from RefSeq and is a predicted model, not a curated record. Bases 254 to 1291 code for a protein of 345 amino acids. The transcript is spliced from 6 exons. Gene Ontology annotation, biological process: lipid metabolic process.